Messenger RNA from Rhododendron vialii, 1585 nucleotides. RefSeq lists its product as uncharacterized. Lineage: Eukaryota; Viridiplantae; Streptophyta; Magnoliopsida; Ericales; Ericaceae. The transcript has 3 exons. The coding region runs from base 140 to 1024 and encodes 294 amino acids. The record is from RefSeq and is a predicted model, not a curated record.
CUGUGAGAUCUACUGCAAACAGUCGUAAAAACAAUACACAGAAUAUACAUAUAGAGCGACAAAAAACUGUCGGGGAGAGAGAAAGAGAGAGAGAGAGGAAACCAAAUUUAAGGACGCCCGAUCUCCCUACUCCGCCGCCAUGAGAAUCAGAAAACACGCCAAGCUCGCCGGCCUCUCGUUAACCGCCACUUCUCCCAGCGGCUUCGCCUCUGAUCUCACACCUCACGGUAGCAGUUAUCGCUCCCACUGUCCUCAUCACAUUUGCCAGCUCAAUCAGUCGCCGUGGGACGUUCUAUCCUUCCCUCCAGAUUCACCUUCUUCUCCUUUCCAAGUGGAUGGAGAAGAGAGUAAUUAUUCUGCUAAUGGAAGCUCAGCAAAUUCCCUCGGAGCCGUCGAGAGUGUGGCGUCCAUGAGAAUAUCUAUGGACAAGGAGGAUAAAAACGUCAACCACAAUAAAAACGGGAUUGGGCUAGGGUUCGGAAAUGGCGGGACGAUUUCGUGCUGUAAAACCGUUGGAAAGGGCUUGAAAUGUAAAAUGGAAGCGUGGAAAGGGCAUUCUCUUUGCCAACACCAUUUGCCUCAUCAGUUGAGAGUUUACGACAGCUUGUCUGCCCACCCUUCUGCAGCUGCAAAGAAAUUGGAGAAGCCCGUCACUGGCCCGAUCCGCCGCCGAGGUCGUCCCAGAAAAGUACAAGUACCGCCCCCUCCCCCUCCCACAGUGGUGAACCCGUACGAAUUUUACUACUAUUCUGGGUUUGGGCCGCGGUGGGGCAGGAAGAGAGGCGUGUCGCAUAUAGCAAAAUCUGAAAGAGUGGAGGAGAUGGAGAAGGAGAUUAAUGUUAGGGAAAGAGUCCCACAUUCCUCCAUAUUACUAUCAUCUUCUGAAAUGGCCAGUGACGAAUUUGAUUGUGUUGAAGACAAGAAGGAGGACGAGGAAAAUAAUGCGAAUGCGAAGAAGAAGAAGAAGAUGAUGAGAAGAGGGAGGAAACCGAUCAAGGCUAGGUCGCUCAAGUCUCUCAUGUGAAGGAAGGAGGAGUGUGCUAGGCUCUGUGUGGAUCUGUUUGUUUUUUGGGAAAAUUAAAAAAAUGUGUUGUUGGUUUUGUGUUUGUUGAAAAAAAAAAAGAAAAAAAGAAAAAAAAAAGAGUACUUUAAUGUUAGGGUAUCCAAAGUUAUUACUAGUAUUUAAUUUGUUACUCCAUUUCGGGAUUAUGUGAGUUUUGUGGUCGGUGAGGAUAAAAUUUCCCCGUGUAGCAUCAUGACACAGUAGAGGAGAUAAGUAGGGUGUGUAUGUGAUGUAGGCCUAAGCUAGUUGUUUCUUAUCUUAUGUUUAAUAUAGUCCCUGUCGUUGUUUAAGUUGAAGGGUAGUUCUGUAAUUUGAACUGUGAUUCAAUAAAUGUGAAGGUGGGGACGAAGGGGGAGAGAGAGAGAGAGAGAGAGAGAGAGAGAGAGAGAGAGAGAGAGGAAUGAUUUGGGCUUUGGGGUUGGUUUCAAUAUGGUAAGUAAAUGUUGCUUUAAGUUUUGGUGUAUGUUAAAGUAUUGGUAGGGUAAAGUUAAUUUUACAUUUAUUUACGUUUGGCUUCUGUAA